GGGCCUGGAAAUGAAGAUUUGAUUGUGAGAUGUCCUAAACAAGGAAGAUCUCGUUACCCUGUGGAUUGGUAUUACUCACAAACAAAUGAAAGUAUUCCCACCCAGAAAAGAAAUCAUGUAUUUGCCUCAGGGGAACAUCUUAAGUUUCUACCAGCCAAAGUCAAUGAUUCUGGGAUUUAUACUUGCAUUAUCAGAAGUCCCACCCUCAAUCUUACUGGACAUGCAAAUGUCACCAUACAUAAGAAACAACCAGAUUGUGACAUUCCAGAUUAUUUGAUAUUUUCAACAGUAUUUGGAUCAGAAAAAAAUUCCAAAAUAUAUUGUCCUACAAUUGACUGCUAUAAUUGGACAGCACCUGUUGAGUGAUUUAAGAAUUGUCAAGCUCUUCAAGGACAGAGGUUCAGGGCAUACAGGUCAUUUUUGGUAAUUGACAAUGUGACAAGUGAUGACGAAGGCGACUACACCUGUAAGUUCACACACAAUGAAAAUGGAGCCAAUUACACUGUGACAGCUACCAGAUCAUUCGCAGUGAACAAUGAGCAAGGCUUUUCUCUGUUUCCAGUAAUUAUAGCCCCUCCACACAAUGAAACAAAGGAAAUAGAAAUCGGAAAAACAGCAACCAUAGUUUGCUCUGCUUGCUUUGGGAAAGGCACUCAGUUCUUGGCGGCUGUCCUGUGGCAGGUUAAUGGAAGCAAGGUCAGGGACUUCGGUGACGCAAGAAUUCAGGAGGAAGAAGGGCAAAGGCGAACUUCCAGCAGUGACAUGAUGUGUCUAAACACGGUUCUGAGAAUAGCCGCCGUGAAGGACGAUGAUUUGUCACUGAAGUAUGACUGCGUGGCCCUGAAUCUGCACGGCGUGAGACGGCACAGCCUGAGACUCAGGAGGAAAGACCCAAUUGAUCAUCAAAGCAUAGCUGCAGGAUGUAGCAUAUUAAUUCUAAUCAGUGUCUUCGUGAUAAUCCUAAAAGUGUUCUGGAUCGAUGUUAUUCUGCUCUGGAGAGACAUAGCUAGACCUUACCAAACUAAGAAUGAUACUUUGGAUCCAUGGUUGAAUCUACAAAUGCAGAUCCUGCACACAGGGAGUUAUAACACAGCUCUUCGGACUGUUGAAAUCACCCAUAUCUUUGAAAAUUCCAUGAAGAAAGAACUGCAUAUACAGGUUAUCAGAAUGCGGCUGGUGCGUUCAGAGGGCACGUCAGAGAUCCUUGUGGAGCGCCCCAAACCUACAUUAAACAGGCAGCAGAUGAGGGAGGCGACCGAGGGAGGAAAUGAAAGUGCACGAGGCCGGACUGGGGCCGGGCUGGGCAAACGCACCAGGGCAAGAGCGAGCUGGCAGAGGAGUUGGCUAAGACGGUCCAUUCAUUCACUGAUUUUUGUCCUUGAACCGACCUCACGUGAGGACCGAUUCGGACCUCUCACCAAUCCACACUCUGAGGCUCCGGCGCCGAACUCCGGGCUAAAGGGAUCAGCCCCGGAAUCUUCUGCACCGGAACUUGAUGAGCAAGUUACUUCUGUUGCCACCCGGCCCAACUCUCAGGUGGCGCUUCCGGUCAGGGAAAAAUGGCCGCGGCCGUUCAGGACUCACGUGUGA
This is a messenger RNA of Galeopterus variegatus (Sunda flying lemur), 1590 nucleotides long. RefSeq names its product interleukin-1 receptor-like 1. The transcript has 9 exons. Gene Ontology annotation, molecular function: interleukin-33 binding; interleukin-33 receptor activity; interleukin-1 receptor activity. The annotation marks the transcript as partial. The record is from RefSeq and is a predicted model, not a curated record. NCBI's taxonomy places the organism in Eukaryota, Metazoa, Chordata, Mammalia, Dermoptera, Cynocephalidae.